UAAAAAUAAUUUGAAAACACCCUGGAGAACCAUGGAUCGACUAUUAACAAAUGGAUCACGAAUACUUCGGUCAGUGAACAAUUUCCUGAUGACUGGUCCAAAGGCUUACUUGAUCUACUCUAGCAGUGUGGCAGCUGGUGCCCAGAGUGGUAUUGAAGAAUGCAAAUACCAGUUUGCAUGGGACCGCUGGAACUGCCCCGAGAGAGCCCUGCAGCUGUCCAGCCAUGGUGGGCUUCGAAGUGCUAAUCGGGAGACAGCAUUCGUCCACGCCAUCAGUUCGGCCGGCGUCAUGUACACCCUGACUCGAAACUGCAGCCUGGGGGACUUUGACAACUGCGGCUGUGACGACUCCCGCAACGGACAACUGGGGGGCCAAGGCUGGCUGUGGGGAGGCUGCAGUGACAAUGUAGGCUUCGGAGAGGCCAUUUCCAAGCAAUUCGUCGACGCCCUGGAGACGGGACAGGAUGCCCGGGCCGCCAUGAACCUGCACAACAACGAAGCGGGCCGCAAGGCCGUGAAGGGUACCAUGAAGCGCACGUGCAAGUGCCACGGCGUGUCCGGCAGCUGCACCACGCAGACCUGCUGGCUGCAGCUGCCCGAGUUCCGCGAGGUGGGCGCGCACCUGAAGGAGAAGUACCACGCCGCCCUCAAGGUGGACCUGCUGCAGGGCGUGGGCAACAGCGCGGCGGGCCGCGGCGCCAUAGCCGACACCUUCCGCGCCAUCUCCACGCGGGAGCUGGUGCACCUGGAGGACUCCCCGGACUACUGCCUGGAGAACAAGACGCUCGGGCUGCUGGGCACCGCGGGCCGCGAGUGCCUGCGGCGCGGCCGGGCCCUGGGCCGCUGGGAGCGCCGCAGCUGCCGCCGCCUCUGCGGGGACUGCGGGCUGGCGGUGGAGGAGCGCCGCGCCGAGACCGUGUCCAGCUGCAACUGCAAGUUCCACUGGUGCUGCGCCGUGCGCUGCGAGCAAUGCCGCCGGCGCGUCACCAAGUACUUUUGUAGCCGCGCGGAGCGGCCGCGCGGGGGCGCUGCGCGCCCGGCCGGGAGAAAGCCCUAG
Molecule: messenger RNA, 1057 nt
Organism: Echinops telfairi (small Madagascar hedgehog)
Lineage: Eukaryota; Metazoa; Chordata; Mammalia; Afrosoricida; Tenrecidae
Gene: WNT8B
Product: Wnt family member 8B
Exons: 6
Coding region: 32-1057 (341 amino acids)
Biological process (GO): neuron differentiation; canonical Wnt signaling pathway; cell fate commitment
Cellular component (GO): extracellular region
Molecular function (GO): frizzled binding; cytokine activity
Source: RefSeq, a predicted model, not a curated record